AUGCAGAACGCUGGGGCCCGCUGCGACGGCGCUUUGGGCGCGAGCGGCUACAAUGAAGACGACCUACGACACGCGCAACCCUCGCCCUCGCCCACGACGUCCCGCAACUCGCCCCUCACUGCCGAUGAAGCGCCAACGAACAACAGCCGCACCGACCGCCCACCUCGUCCGAUGAACGCAUGGCUUAUCUUCCGGACGGCACAGCUCAGGCAGAUGCAGGAGGACGAUCCGGGCCUGCGCAAGUCGCAGGGCGAGCUGUCCAAGAUCAUUUCCGAGAUGUGGCGGGGCGCGGACCCAGAGCUCAAGCAACAUUACGAGGAGCUCGCCAAGCAGCGUAAGCUGGAGCAUCAGCGAGCGUAUCCUGACUACCGCUACUCGCCGGCCAAGACGCAGGGCAAGGCUUCGAAGCCGAAACGCUCCGUCUCGUCCGGCAGCUCGCGCGCCACUCGCCCCUCUCUCCGUCUUUCGCCCUCUCAACUCCCUCGACGAACCACCUACGAUGCCUCAUACCACGGCUACGUCCAGCAGCAGACGGUGGGAGGAGCACUUGGCGCGUACGACGGAGCGGCAGCAGGCGAUAGCUCAUCAACGGCGUCAUCCUCGCAAGGCUCGCCUGCCUACGCCUCAUUGCCGACGCCUUCGACAGCAGGAUGGACGCACUACGGCGACUGGUCGCUUCCCGCUUCGGCCAUGGCGACCUACGAAGGUCAGGACAACGCGGCCCACCCGCACUUCCGCCAGUUGCACGAGCCAGUGGCCACGUCGCCGUCGACAGUCCAUCCUGCCGUCCUUCAGCCGCACUUGAUGCCGGCUUCGGCGCCUGCAACGGUCACGCACUUCUCGUCCGCGCUCGGCUUGACCAUGAGCCCCCAUCCGUCGGUCAUGGCAUCGUAUCACACUUCUCAGCCCCAAGUAGCACAUCGUUCGGUCGCUCCGCCUCAACAGGCGCCUGCGACUAAUCCGACGCUCUCGUCCGCCUACGCUCCUCCCGCUCAUUACCUCUCCCCGCCUUCAUCUGCCGGCCUCUCCUCAUCUUAUAGCGAGCCUUACGAACAUCCAAGCGCCCUUCGACAUGCAGCAACCCAUCCUCGACCGCCAACGGCCAAUCUGCAGCACACCACCAACGCAGUCUACGUCAAUCAGCCGGCGACAUCCUCGACGUGGGCGCCGCAUCUGUAUGAGAGACCGUCUCCUCCGCUCGUAGCGCCUGAGCCGGACGUGCAGGAUGCCCAGCACGUGUAUCAGGUCACGUCUCCCGACGCCGGAGGACCGAGUAACGCCACACUCUACCGUUCUCCCGGUCGCACCGCCUACCCCUCUGCCGCCACAACCCUACAGUACCAGUCUCUACCGCCACCAUCGCAUCGCUCGCUGCAAAAAUCGCAGGCGCAUCAGGCUCACGCCAACUCGUACACCUCAGCUUACCCGGCGCAGGAGUACGAGCACAUCUCGCACGAAGCCUCGUCCGCAUUCUCUAGCACUCAUCAGCUCGACUACAGCCACCACCAGCAGUACUCGCAAGAUCCCCGGCAGUCUUUCUCGUAUGCAUCGCAUCCGCAUGCCUCGCAUGACUCGCACAUUUAUCCUCAGCCGCCUCCAUCUGCUUGA
Messenger RNA from Rhodotorula toruloides NP11, 1608 nucleotides. RefSeq names its product HMG domain containing protein. Bases 1 to 1608 code for a protein of 535 amino acids. NCBI's taxonomy places the organism in Eukaryota, Fungi, Basidiomycota, Microbotryomycetes, Sporidiobolales, Sporidiobolaceae. The record is from RefSeq and is a predicted model, not a curated record. Gene Ontology annotation, biological process: anatomical structure morphogenesis; cell differentiation; regulation of transcription by RNA polymerase II. The transcript has 6 exons. Gene Ontology annotation, molecular function: DNA-binding transcription factor activity, RNA polymerase II-specific; RNA polymerase II cis-regulatory region sequence-specific DNA binding.